CCUGGCUGAAGGGGAGAGAAGCAGCUUUACUUCCUAAAAGCCCAGAGAGAGAGAAAACCAAGGCCAGGGGAUCCGACCUGGCCAGGCCCCACGUGGCCACAGAAAGAGACCAGAGAUGACGCCCUGGAUCCCUGCUCUGCAGAGUGUAGGAGGGCAGGACUCACUCCAUGGAUCCCUCACGAUUUCUGUUGGUAGCAGAAAGACCUCCCAAUGCAAGGCUCUGAGUGCAAGGCCUGUGACCCACCCUCGGAUGGCAGCCCCCAUUCCCUCCCGGUGUCCCUAAAAGCCGGCAGUCAUGCCCUCUUCUCUGCCAUGGCUGAGGAACAGGAGGUUUGUCCUGUGCCAGAGCUGGAAGAGGCUCAUAGCAGUACCGAGGACCUCCUCUCAAUAGACGUGGCUCUCCAAGGCACAGAAUACUACAGGGACCUGGGCUAUGUCCCGUCUGUGGAGAUGACAUCAUGGGUCCCUCCGGCCUCCCGGUCACAGGAGAAGCUGCCCGGGGAACUUGUAGUCCCACAACUCCUGGAGCCCGGCUACUUCCUUCAGAGCCCCCACGGCCUCCGCCCUGGGGACCAAGGAGCUGAGCCCUUUCCCAUGUUGGCCCGUUCCGUGACCACAUCUCGGAGACACAGCUGGGAGAGGCCUCUGUCUCCCUUAGACGAAAGGAGACUCAGCCUUGACAUCUCUGACAUGGGCAGUGAUGAGGAGCGGAGUUUGCCCAGAACAUUUGCCAGUCACUCCUUGAAUCUGCCUGGAGGAGGCUUGCAGGCCUGGGCAGAGAGGACUGGUCACCGAGCAGCCAUCAAGGGGAGAGCCUCACUUGAGCUGCCCUACAUAUCAGUGGAAGAGGCAAGGAGUGACACAGUGGAACAGCAGGAAUGUGACAGCUCAUGGAAGAGGCUCAGGUCAAGGUCUGUUCCUCAAGCUGAUGAUAUGGUUUCUCUCUCAAGAAUCUCUGAGAACCUGGAGAUUUCCAUCCUGCUGCCCAAGGUAUUGAACCCCCUGUGUUGGAAAGAGCUGAAAAAGACCACGUCUCCCCGAUCAUGUCUUGAUUGUCCAGCAAGUCCUUCAGGAGCUCAAGCAGUUUCAUGGAGUGAGUAUGAAAGUAUUCUCGAGUCCCUCAGACUUCGGGCUAGUGCCCUGCUGGGCUCCUCCAGGGAGACGCCCUCAGAAUUUGGAGACCAGCCCAUCCUUCACAGUCCAGCUCAGCUCUCCAGUCUCACCUCCUCCAUGAAGCCCUCCCAGGAUUACUCCAUCCUCGGCAGUUGUCUUCCUAAUACCUACUGGUAUUAA
Molecule: messenger RNA, 1293 nt
Organism: Dromiciops gliroides (monito del monte)
Lineage: Eukaryota; Metazoa; Chordata; Mammalia; Microbiotheria; Microbiotheriidae
Product: rho guanine nucleotide exchange factor 18-like
Exons: 9
Coding region: 211-1293 (360 amino acids)
Source: RefSeq, a predicted model, not a curated record